UAAUUGAUUCUUCUAUCAUGGUUAUACAGUAGCUCGAAAAUAGGAUUAGGUUAAGACCGAUCAAUAAAAAAAAAGUUAGGUUAAGUUGAGUUGAGGAGUAAUCUCAGCAUUUUGUCAGGGAAAGACAAUUUUUCACUCCUCCCCUUUAAAAAUCCAAAAUCAAAGAAAAUAUACAAUGGUUAAACCAUUUUAGCUUUUCCCCUAAACAAAUCAGCUUUACCUGUAACAAAAAUCAAUCGUUAAGCUAUUUUUUUGGAAAACGUUGUUAUAGUCAAAAGCGGUAAGAAUGUAAAAGACGGUCUGAUAGCCUUUAUAACGGGAACAAUGGGAAGUAGUUAAAAUUGAAAAUGCUUAUUUUCUACAAAUCGUCAUCAUCUCCGAAAUAUCUUACUUUCUCUUAACAGAAUCAACCACAAAAUCCAAACAACAUAACAAAUCCAACCCUAAUUUUUUUUAUCUUUCUAAUAACUUCUUUAGAUUUGUUUUUGCAAUCUAUAAAGAUUUGAUUUUAUACUUUUUGAAUCAAAAUAUCCACAGAGGAAAUGGAUGAAGAUACAGGUGGUGAUAAUGAUGGGAGAAUGCUGGAAUGGGAAAAUGGAUUGCCCGAUGAAUCUGAACUUACACCGUUAUUGCAGAAUUUGGUACCACUAGAGCUCGCAUUGGCGUUUUCUAUAACCGCUGAACCCUGUAGAAGCAUGGGAGAUGUAAUUCGGGCAUCUGAGAUGACAGUAUUGAGUCUCUGUGGUCGACAGGAUCCAUUUCCUUGCUCUUCAAGCAAUCUGGAAUUGUUUCCUUCUCGCACACCGUUAGUUUAUGGAGAAGAGGAUGAACAUGAGCUCACACCAAGAACUCCUGUCAUGGACGAUAUGGAGUCGCGUAAAAUUCAAAAAAUUGAUUAUGAUGAGGACGUGGAGGUUGAUUCGUCUAUGAGGAUGCUGAAUUCUAGUAAUGCUGACAAUCAAUCUGCUGGGACAUUCAAACGCCCGAGGUUAGUUUGGACACCACCACUUCAUAAGCGGUUUGUUGAGGUUGUUAUGCAUUUGGGUGUUAAGAAUGCAGUGCCAAAGACUAUUAUGCAGUUGAUGAAUGUGGAAGGAUUAACAAGAGAAAAUGUUGCUAGUCAUCUUCAGAAGUAUAGGCUCUACCUGAAACGAAAUGAAGGAGAAGGUCUGUCCACAUCUGACAAUUCUCUGUUCUCACAGAGCAUACCCAGGUCCACUGGGAGUGAACGUGUGCCGCUAUCUACAACACCAGCACCACCAACACCAACACAAUUAGAACGACCACCAACACCACCACCGCCUCAGAUGUCGUAUGGUGGCCUGCCGCUUCUCCCCAUUUCAGUUCUUGGCACGGGGCUUGCACCAAACAGUCAGGCGGGCAUAAAAGCUGGUAAUUCAGCUGGAGUUGGCUAUCCUGGUGGAUACAAGUUUCAUCAUUAUAACUUAUCAAACGAUCAACAAAGAGAUACGCCUGGUAUUACAUUUGAUUCUAUGUUGUAUCCACAUGUUAGUAACACAGACCGCUAAGAGGCUUCAAAUGCACAAGCAGAGUUUUUGCUUAAACCUUUUUCUUGCAAAAUGUUUAUGGUUUACCAAUUCGUAAUUGUGUAGGUUUCACUGUAUAAUUUACAGAUUGAUAUAUGCAUUUCUCAGUUGAUCAA
Molecule: messenger RNA, 1663 nt
Organism: Papaver somniferum (opium poppy)
Lineage: Eukaryota; Viridiplantae; Streptophyta; Magnoliopsida; Ranunculales; Papaveraceae
Product: transcription factor LUX-like
Exons: 1
Coding region: 543-1529 (328 amino acids)
Biological process (GO): regulation of DNA-templated transcription
Cellular component (GO): nucleus
Molecular function (GO): DNA binding; DNA-binding transcription factor activity
Source: RefSeq, a predicted model, not a curated record